Messenger RNA from Strongylocentrotus purpuratus (purple sea urchin), 3095 nucleotides. RefSeq lists its product as uncharacterized. NCBI's taxonomy places the organism in Eukaryota, Metazoa, Echinodermata, Echinoidea, Camarodonta, Strongylocentrotidae. The record is from RefSeq and is a predicted model, not a curated record. Gene Ontology annotation, molecular function: protein binding. The coding region runs from base 149 to 2305 and encodes 718 amino acids. The transcript has 14 exons.
GUUACGUUAUAGGGAGUUUACCACAUGCGCAUAUCACAUGCACGUAGACACAAAAUACCUAGUUUCUCUCGUGAUCUGUUGCCCAGACACGCAUAUGCUCUGCAUUUCUCAUGGAUAUUGACCUGAAUUGGCAAAAAGCUCUGCAAAAAUGAAUGGAAAGGAUAAAAGGCGGGUAACGAAGUUCGGGGAUCAGGUGAAAAUCUUGGUUGACUCGCUGUCAACUCAGGACAAAUCUCGAACAAAAUGCGUCAAGAAAUUGUUUCGCGGCGUUACUCGCAACUCGAACCCAGAGGAGGCCGAGGCCGUGCAAUUGCUAUUGGGACGGGAUCACGAAUGGAGGAGACAUCAAGUUCAAGUUAUGAAGGCUUUGUCCAAAAUUGUCCGACUCAUGAUGAUAACAGAGGGUACAACGUUUCAUGAGAUGGAAUGGAAUGAGUUAAUGGAACUCUUCAUAAGCUGCCGUCUGUUUGAUGUUGUUAACCUCCUUCUUCGCAUAAAGGUCCCGCAGUCUGUGACGGAGGACGAUGCAAGCAGCGGCUUUGGAGACUCGUGGGAGUCGGUCUACUUCCACAGCUUGGAGAUUACCAGUAAUAUCAUAUCCAGCAGCUAUAUCUGCCGCACUGAAGACAUCACCAAGCCCUUCUUCGAUGAGGUCAUCAAGCACAAGUCGUUCUUGGAUGUGGUUGUCGGGUAUGCCAUGGAUACAAGUCGACCAAUCAUGACCUGCCACGCCCUCCACAUCCUGUCCUACUGUUGUCACAACAAUAUCCCAUCGGCUAAGAAACUCGGUAAGAAGAAAGACCUGUUUGGGAGACUCUGCGAGUACGUCAACAAGAACUUUGCCACCAAGCUGACCUCUGACUGGUUCAAGGGUGGAGUGGAGCAGUACGAGUUUGAUAUGAUGGGCGACAGGCCUCAGGGUCUGAUUCCUCUCUACUUCCAGGAAGCCUUCAAGGAGCACUCCAUGGAGGAGAUGACCAAAGAUGAACAGAGACAGUGUGUCAUGUCGUAUACUUACUGCAUGCACCUCUUCGGUCUGAAGCUUAUGGCGAUAUUGACCAUUGCAGAUGAUAAUGCCAGAGAUGUUGUAGUGAAAGAUCCUACUUUACUCAAGCCUUGUAUUCGCUGGUUGGAGGCACCCGUCACCAGUAAGUUUGCCUCUGCGGCACUCAAUGAGACUCUGCUCAUCCUCACGGGGUUGUGCAACAGCGAGGCUAUCUGCCACAAACUAAUCUCUACACACAACCUCAUACAACUAUUGGAAAGAGGAGUGUUUUACGGAACCUAUGAUCACGUCAGCAAUUUUUUUCAUCUCACAACAAAAAUCGCGUCACACGAGGGCAUGCUCCGAUCCAAAAUUGGCGCAGUCGAGAACAUUGCCCGAGCAGCCACAGUGCACAUGUACAGUCAUGCCCAUGAGCUACGCCUCUACAUGCUCACCUACCUGACAUACAUCGUAGAGACAGACGGUGUUCAUCACAUGAUCAAGUACUUUGGUCCUCAUCACAUCCACUACUACCCAUCAUACUACUUCAAUGAAGCAAGACAAAUAGACAUGAACGUAACAGACCUCCUGAAAGGCUACAAAUACUAUGCUGAAAGUGCAUACCGGCAUGCGGAUGGUCAAUUUCAACAGCGAAUGAAAACAAGCAACGGUCUGCACCAAGGCAGAGCUGAGACGCUGAAGGAAGAAGGGAACAAUGCUUUUUUAGGCAAGAACUACAAGGAAGCCAUAUCUAAAUACACAGAGGGCCUUGUUAUUUGCCCCCCACUCAAGAAAGAGAAACAGCUAAAAUCAUGGUAUGACCUACCUAUCACCCUGUACUGCAACCGAGCCCAAAGCCAUCUUAGUCUAGAACAAUACCAACAAGCUAUCAAGGACUGCGACAAAGCCAUCGCAAGGUGCAUUGGAGUGGCAGAUCCUACCAACAGAAUUGGCAAUGUUAGGAACAACACUUUAAUGAGAAAAGCCCUGUACCGCCGAUCUAGGGGACUCUUCUUUGUUAAAGAUUACUACCGGGCUCUUUGUGACAUCACACUAUGUCUAAUGGGGGAUGACACGGCUGACUAUUUCAUAUCACACAGAGACAAGGUGUUGAUCCAAUACCGGGAUAUGCAUGGCUUGGAACCCAUCCCGUCGUGCGACAUGUGCGGCUUGGGGAUAGGCAAGAAACUGAAGCGUUGCGCCAGGUGCACCGGACUCUACUGUUCCAGGGACUGUCAGCUUAAAGCAUGGGAGAAAUUCCACAAGAUUAACUGUCAAGAUUUCGUCAAAACCAGGAUUGACGGCUCCGACAGCGAUUAGUUAGUGAAUCGAGUGUUGUGCUUCGUGUAAGAGACUGCUUUGAGAAUUGGAAGCUUUGAGUAGGGGAUGUAUUCUACGAGAGAAGUCAUAAGAGAUUGUUCAAAACAAAUCCUGAAAAUGAGCCAUUCAUGACGACUUCCCGUUAUGGCAUUAAGCAAAGUAGGGGGGACUUAAAUACUUCUAGGGACACCGAGCUUCACUUGUAGGAUAAAGACAAGCUGUUCAGAGUUAAAGCCAACCAUCUUUGGUAGCUCUGGUACCAAGUCUAGGACAAAGUGGAUGGAACUGCAAUGCUCAACGGCAUCUCAAGUCUCGACUAUAAACAGGAUAGGCCUCACAAAGUCGGAUCUCAACUUCAUUUAAACAAAAUUUGACGACUCUAAAAAGGGAUUAGUACACGAGUCAAUUGUUUGCUUCAUGUGAGGGGAAUGUUUCAAGGACCAGGAGCUUUAAGUGUGGGAGAAUUCUACAAGGGAAGCUGUCAGGAAUUGAUCCACAACAAGUUGUGAGAACCAGCAGUUCAUAAGAAGUAGCAUUAAGCCAAGUAGGCAGGACUAUAAUGAUAUAUCGUGAUAAUGAGUUUCAAGUAUAGGAUAAAGACAAACUUCAGAGUCGACCCCAACCAUGUUUGGUAGCUACAAUAACAAGUCUUCAGAACGUUGAGACUUGUGCAAAGCAGGCAGAACUUUGAUUGCCGAGACGUAUGUCUAUUGAAAGCAGGGGAUAGUCAACCAUUUUCAUUUGUGGAAGGAAUUGCUUCAAGGACCUGGAGCUUGUGGGAGAAAUACUA